CAUUCCACAAUAUAGCGUUGAAAAAAAGCAACUCUUUCUUCUACUUUCAUUGCCACAUCCAUAAAAUCCAAAGCAGCCCCCUCUCUCUCAUAAUUCAUUUCCAUUUUUUCUUUUGGAUUCUACAAUCAUCAAAUUUCUCUCAGGCUUUUCAUCGAGCAGGUUCAUCACGGAGCUAUGAUACGGCUGUUCAAAGUAAAGGAAAAGCAGAGAGAACUAGCUGAAAACGCAAAUGGCGGAUCACCUAUCAAAAAGCAAUCUGCAGGGGAGUUGCGUUUACACAAAGACAUUUCUGAGCUGAACCUGCCUAAAUCAUGUUCCAUAUCAUUUCCAAAUGGAAAGGAUGACCUGAUGAAUUUCGAGGUUUCAAUUCGACCUGAUGAAGGAUAUUAUUUCGGUGGCACAUUUUUGUUCUCCUUCCAAGUUUCUCCCAUCUAUCCGCACGAGGCACCAAAAGUUAAAUGCAAGACCAAGGUCUACCAUCCAAAUAUUGACUUGGAAGGAAAUGUUUGCUUAAACAUCUUGCGUGAAGACUGGAAACCAGUGCUAAAUAUAAACACUGUAAUCUACGGAUUAUACCAUCUUUUCACGGAGCCAAAUUAUGAGGAUCCCCUCAAUCAUGAUGCUGCUGCAGUGUUGAGGGAUAAUCCAAAGAUGUUUGAAUCAAAUGUGAAAAGGGCUAUGUAUGGUGGGUAUGUGGGGCAAACCUAUUUCCCGCGGUGUAUGUAGCUUUUACGAUGUAGCUGAAAGCGCAAACUCACUAUGUUAUGGACAGUUGGGUUUCUGUGGGUUGUAUAAUUUGUCUGGAAAUUACCCUUUGUCAUCCCCUUUGAUUUUCUCAGUGAACCUGAGGGAAAUAUUUUCUACAAGACCAAGCAGCUGAAAUUCUAUUUGUGUUUUACUUUAGCUUUCCUAAUGCUAUAUUGUAUGUUGGCAUGGCA
Molecule: messenger RNA, 938 nt
Organism: Gossypium raimondii (Peruvian cotton)
Lineage: Eukaryota; Viridiplantae; Streptophyta; Magnoliopsida; Malvales; Malvaceae
Product: NEDD8-conjugating enzyme Ubc12
Exons: 6
Coding region: 175-726 (183 amino acids)
Biological process (GO): protein neddylation
Cellular component (GO): nucleus
Molecular function (GO): NEDD8 transferase activity
Source: RefSeq, a predicted model, not a curated record